AUGAAAAAUACUUUUCUAGUCUUCACCAAAGCCGACGCCUGGUUCAUGGCUACGCUCACGUUAUUCUGACACUUGUCAGCAUCUCCUACAAUUUCAAGUCAACUAUCGUCACCGCAUCCAACGGCUCGUAACUAUCUAUAUUAGCGUAAAGCCCCUUUAUAGAUUAGAGGCAUAAGCUAUAGCUGACAGUGCAAAAGGUCGAAAAGUUGAAAACCAAACGCUCUUCCAGUUAUGAAAGCUGUUCUUCUAAGAGCGGGUUCAGUUCCGGUCAUGUCUUGGGCUCUAUGCGGUUCACCGAGAGUUUCUCUUUCUCGUCGUAAUUCGAUCGGUGGAGUUUACUCCGGUGACAGAGACGGCUCCUCCCUUAGCUCUCCGAUAAUCUCGUUGCAUUCCCCUAUGAAUAAAAGGAAGCCGAAGGAAACUCACGUGCGUAUAAGGCGAGCGUUCUCCGAUACUGAUCUCAUCAGAUCGGAGUCUCGUUUUUCCGCUGGAUCUCGAUGUUUUCCAGCGGGGAUACUGGAGGAGGAGUACAUAUCGGAUGGUGAAGUAGACGGGGAGUUCCGAAUAUUGGUCACAGGAAACGUAAGUGAUGGGGCGAGUUUCGCACCAGUUUGUCCGGAACUCAGGGUCUCAAUGGAGGAAACUGGAUUUUCCUGUGACGGAUUCGGAAAUGGAGGCAAAUCCGGUGGCGAACACGGAGAUGAUUCGCGCGGUGAUAAGAGCAAGAUCGGCGACUAUUAUCGGCGAAUGCUGAAACUAAAUCCCAGUGAUUCGCUACUCUUGAGAAACUACGGCAGAUUCUUACACGAGGUGGAAAAAGACAUGGAGCGAGCGGAGGAGUAUUACGGGAGAGCGAUCUUAGCUAGCCCUGGAGAUGGGGAGGUUUUGUCUUUGUACGGAAAGUUAAUCUGGGAAAGACACGGAGAUGAGAGCCGAGCCAAGUCUUACUUCGACCGAGCCGUUACUGCUUCUCCUGAUGACUGCAUGGUGCUGGGAUCUUACGCACACUUCAUGUGGGAAGCUGAGGAAGAUGAAGAAGAAGAGGAAAUGGGUGAUGAAGUUGGAGCUUCGCCAGCCAUGGUUGCUGCUUUUUAAUGCUCUUUCGUUUACCAUGAUCAUUUGAAGACAUAUUGUUGCUUAGGGUGCUGUGUUUUGAAUAGGAUUUACGUGACUAAAGAAGUCGAGGAAGAAGGAAAGAAAUGAGACUUUUGAUUAACAAGAGAAUAAAUCAUGUUUUGUGUAAUUUUUAAUGCUAACUACAAUAACCAGACAAUAAGUUUCAGGCUAUCAAAGCUGCUGCAGGACCAUACAGGAGCAUGUAAUUAGUUUGUUGAUUUUGAACUUUUUUGUUUUUUUUUGCUGUGUAAUACGUUGUAUCUAUUAUUGGCAGCAAUUUCUACUAUUUUAUGUCAAGAACUUCAUCAUUUUGCUAACAUACAAUUAGCUCAAUCUGAGUGAAAUGAUGUUAUUAUGUCAGAUUAUAGUAUGGAUUUUGAACAAUGUUCUAGUUCUUUUAAGGGAUCUUAAACUUCAAUUCUUGCAAAGGUUCCCUCUGUCGGCUCUACUCGGGCAACACCUUGACUUGAGGAAAAAUGAAACGAGGAAAGGAAGGAGAAAUCUUCACUUUUAUCACUCCAGUAAGCAAGGGGGAAGCCAUAAAUAAUAAAUAAAGAAAACAAGAGGGUGCAGAAGAGAAGAAAGUGCAUGUACCAAAGAGUCAAAAACAUGUGGAAUUGGGAGACGGAAAUGCUGAGUACACGGCUGUCUUGAAUGCUCAUGUUUAACGCUUGAUCACUCUUGUUCUUUGUCAACCAUCCCUCAAAGUGAAACUCAUGGCUUUAGCCGCGAGAUUUACUUGAUCGAAUUAGGUUGAUAAUUCAAUCCUAUUUUUCUCCCAACGACUGUAAACCGGUAGCAUCAUGAUCUCAACACUGCUCAAUCAUGAUUCGUAACUUUAAAGUAGUUGACUCUGUUGCAACCCUGCUAAUCAACUGCUCUUGUUCGACAACUAAUUACCAUCGAACAUUUCUUAGAAAACUUGUUCGAACUUUGUUAAAUCUCAAAACCGUGUACUUGGAUUUUUGCCCCAUGGAUGACUAAUUGUUGUUGCUCCAAAUCUGCCAUUGGAAAACCUU
Molecule: messenger RNA, 2135 nt
Organism: Durio zibethinus
Lineage: Eukaryota; Viridiplantae; Streptophyta; Magnoliopsida; Malvales; Malvaceae
Molecular function (GO): protein binding
Source: RefSeq, a predicted model, not a curated record